GAAGCCGAAUGAGGAGGCGGCUUACAGGCGGCCGCGGGGACGGGCAGCCAAUGGGCGACGCGCUUAGUGCGGCGGCUCGCUUUUUGAAUCUGCGGCGGCGGCCGCUGCUGGCCUGGCCUGGCGCUGUUGAAGAAAGAAACGGGACAUAAUCAUGGCUGACAACAGUACGCUGAUGUCGGAAACCGGGAGGAGUCUCUUGGCUGAUUCUUCUGUUCUUGAUUCAAAAAUUAUAGAAACCUCCAAAGAGAAUGUAUUUCCUGGAUCUGUUUUGGAUGCUGAAGAAGAAAUGCCUCAAAUAGAAACAAGAGUGGUUUUGGUUCAGGAAGCAGGGAAACAUGAGGAGCUUCUGAAAGCCUUGGAGACCAUUAAGAUAAUGGAAGUGCCAGUUAUAAAGAUAAAGGAAACUAGCCCUGGUAAAUCAGAAGAAAAACUAAUAAAAAGUAUUAUUCAUAUGGAAAUUAAAGUGCCCUACAUAAAGACAGAUACGAUAGAAGAGCUUGGAGAUUCUGACUCCCCAGAAUUUGAGACAGUCUUUGUCGUAACAGACUUUCAAGAUUCCAUCUUUAACAGUCUCUGCAAGGCAGAUUGUCGUGUCGUUGGCCCGCCAGUGGUACUGCAUUGUGCACGAAAAGGAGAGCCUUUACCUUUCUCAUGUCGUCCGCUGUACUGUGCAAGUAUGUUGAACUUGGUACUCUGCUUUACGGGAUUCAGAAAGAAGGAUGAAUUAGUUAAGCUAGUGACCUUAGUUCAUCAUAUGGGUGGAAUUAUUCGAAGGGACUUCAGCUCAAAAGUUACGCAUUUGGUGGCUAACUCAACGCAUGGGGACAAAUUCAGAAUUGCUGUAAGCCUUGGUACUCCUAUCAUGAAAGCUGAGUGGAUUUAUAAGGCUUGGGAGAAAAGGAAUGAAAUUGAUUUCUGUGCAGUUGAUGAUGACUUUAGAAAUCAGUUCAAGGUUCCUCCUUUCCAGGAUUGCAUGUUAAGUUUCCUUGGAUUCUCUGAUGAAGAGAAAGCUAACAUGGAAGAAAUGACAGAAAUGCAAGGAGGACAUUAUUUACCAGUUGGCGAUGAAAGGUGUACGCACUUAGUGGUUGAAGAAAGUACAGUGAAAGAUCUUCCAUUUGAACCUUUAAAAAACCUUUAUGUUGUAAAGCAAGAGUGGUUCUGGGGAAGUAUUCAAAUGGAUGCCAGAGCUGGCGAGUCCAUGUAUUUAUUUGAAAAGUCAGAGAGUCCUGGCCUCAAGAAGUCUGUGUCACAGCUUUCUUUGAAUACUCCGAACAGCAACCGUAAAAGGCGUCGUUUGAAAGAGACUCUUGCACAACUGACUAGAGAAACAGACAUGUCACCUUUCCCUCCUCGCAAACGCCCAUCAGCCGAACAUUCUCUUUCUAUUGGGUCCUUGUUGGAUAUCUCUAACACUCCAGAGUCAAGCACUACCAAUGGAGAAACACCAAAAUCCUGCGCAAGGCCUUCGAAAAACUCAACUCCUCUUCCACUAAAGCAGUCUGCAAGAUGGCAAGUUGCAAAGGAAUUAUAUCAGACAGAAAGUAACUACGUUGAUAUUCUUACAACAAUUAUUCAGUUAUUUCAAGUUCCAUUGGAAAAGGAAGGACAACUUGGAGGACCAAUACUUGCACAGGAAGAGAUUAAGACUAUAUUUGGCAGCAUUCCAGAUAUUCUUGAUGUACACACGAAAAUCAAGGAAGACCUGGAAGAUCUUAUGAUAAACUGGACUGAAAACAAAAGUAUUGGUGAUAUCUUUCUUAAAUAUUCAAAAGACUUGCUGAAAACGUACCCUCCAUUUGUGAAUUUCUUUGAAAUGAGCAAGGAGACUAUUACUAGAUGUGAAAAACAGAAGCCAAGGUUUCAUGCCUUCUUGAAGAUAAACCAAGCUAAACCAGAAUGUGGCCGCCAAAGCCUAGCCGAACUCCUUAUCCGUCCUGUUCAAAGGUUGCCUAGUGUUGCUCUACUACUAAAUGAUCUGAAGAAGCAUACAGCAGAAGAGAACCCAGAUAAAAUUACUCUAGAAAGAGCUAUUGAAUCACUAAAGGAAGUGAUGACACAUAUCAAUGAAGACAAGAGAAAAACAGAAGCACAAAGGCAGUUCUUCGAUGUUGUCUACGAAGUUGACGGAUGUCCAGCCAAUCUCCUGUCUUCUCACCGAAGCUUAGUUCAGCGUUUGGAAACUGUUGCUCUUGGUGAUGACCUCUGUGACAGGGGAGAACAGGUCACACUCUUCCUGUUCAAUGAUUGCUUAGAGAUUGCAAGGAAACGUCAUAAAGUUAUUGGUGGUUUCAAGAGUCCCCACGGCCACACGAGGCCUCCUGCAUCUCUCAAGCAUGUUGUUCUGAUGCCUCUCUCCCAGAUCAAAAAAGUCCUAGACAUCAGGGAGACAGAAGACUGCCACAAAGCUUUCGCCUUAGUUGUGCGGCCACCUACAGAACACAACAACAAGCUACUCAGUUUCCAGAUGACAACUGAAGAACCUCCUAAAGAAGAUUGGUUGAAGAUGUUGUGUCGGCAGGUGGCUAACACAAUUUGUAAAGCAGAUGCAGAAAAUCUUAUUUAUACUGCUGAUCCUGAUUCAGUUGAAGUAAAUACUAAAGAUAUGGACAGUACUUUAAGCAGAGCAUCUAGAGCAAUAAAGAAAACAUCAAAGAAGGUUACAAGAGCAUUUUCCUUCUCAAAAACACCGAAGAGAGCUCUUCGAAGGGCUUUAAUGUCACAUAGUGCAACGGAAGGAAGAAGUCCCAGUUCGGCUAAUGAGAAUUAUAUAGGCAGCCGCCUGACCAGUGCGUCGUCAUUAGCAGGUAUUCCUUCUCCUUCCUUGGUCAGCCUUCCCUCAAUCUUUGAAAAGAGGAGUCAUACGUUAAGUCGAUCAACAACCCACUUGAUAUGAAGGAGGCUUAAAAUGCAAUGCCGUAUCAUGGUGACUGACAAACAGCUGGCUGUUCGAAUGACCUGUUGCUGACAUUAAUGGUACCUUAGUCAUUAGCACUUAGCAAUGAUUAGCAUAAUGUUAGGUAACACUAAGUUAAUCACAAAGGUGUUUUUAGUUGUAUUGAUGCAGAUCAUCUAAUCAGUGGAAUAAGUAACUUGGUCUUCAUUUAAGACCCGGUAUUCCCUUGCACAAGUUUUUCACUGACAUAAUGGAAUCAUUUUCUUUUAUGGAAACUGGCCCCUCUAAGCAAUAAACUAGUUUACCAGCUUUCGAAACAAGGAUGUUGAUCACAACUUACCGCUAGUUUGGAUGACUCUCAUGCUCACCAGACUUCAUCAGUUAGCUGAAGGCUCUAAUGUUCAAGAUGUUGAUUUCUUAAAUGGAGAUGCAUUAUGAAGUAUCUGACCUUUAAAGUAUGACAGUUAACCUGUUGUACAGCUGCUUAUUCCAGAUAUUUUAUUAUUCCAGAUAUUUUAUAAACGUAGCUGUUUGUGAAGAAAUAGAAUUGAGUUCUUCUGACUAUGGUCAUCUGCAGCCUCACUGUAACACAGUGGUAUGUUGUUUAAUUUGAACAGUAAGCUUAAAGGGUAUGACUAGCUUUGUCCACAAAAAGUGAUUAAGAAAAAAGACAUCUUUGAGAUGUAAGCUCAAGAAGAGUAAUUACAUUCUCUUGCAUUACUAAGGGCUGUUUAAAAGUAAACAAUGAAAAAAGAAACAACUUCUAAAAACUUGGUUAACAGCUCACUAUUUAAUGCAUUGAGAUUAUUGGUGUGACAUUGUAAUCUAAGGGCCCAACUUUGGUGUGUUAAAUUUCAGGUGUACUCCUAAGGCUUUUGUCUGGCUUUCUCGUGUAUCUGUGUUGUCCUUCAUAACUACAUCUCCUCUCAAGAGUCAGUAUGAUUCAAUGCUAUCUCAGGAACCAUCUGAAUAGAUAUGUAUAUUUCUGCAUUUCUUUAACGGUUUAACUGUCUGUAUUAGCAGGAGUGUUAAACUUCUGGUAUCUUCUCAACCACCAGUGUCCUGUCUUAUGUCUAUAUGUAAUUAGUGAUGUUUCUGAAUCUGUCAGACUGUAAACAGUUUUUUAUAUCUUUUUUUGCCAAUCCAAGCGAUGUAAAUAAACUGGUUAAAAUAACACUGCUUAUGGCUUUGCUGAAGAGGAUUUUAUGAAAGUCUGUCUUUUUGCUUAAAAAAAAUGUGUUGAGUUCCAGCCUACAAAUGUACUCUAAUAAAGUAUAUAGCUAUUUUUAAUAAGGUAUACAGCUUGGUAAGUCUGAAUCUGCCAAACUGAACCUUUUAUUUUCUUAAUAUGUCUGCUAUUCUACCUUCUUUCACUGGAUGUAUAUCCAUGGGUGUUUGUCUUUAUCCAUUCAAAGCAAACAUCUGAACUAAAUAUGCACUGACACUUAUGUAAUGAAAUAUCUCUAGGAAAGAAACCAUUCAAUAAAUACUAUGCUUAAAAUAUCAA
This is a messenger RNA of Cygnus olor (mute swan), 4403 nucleotides long. RefSeq names its product epithelial cell transforming 2 (gene ECT2). Gene Ontology annotation, cellular component: nucleus; cell cortex. NCBI's taxonomy places the organism in Eukaryota, Metazoa, Chordata, Aves, Anseriformes, Anatidae. Gene Ontology annotation, biological process: regulation of cytokinesis, actomyosin contractile ring assembly; nervous system development; intracellular signal transduction. The transcript is spliced from 25 exons. Bases 152 to 2896 code for a protein of 914 amino acids. Gene Ontology annotation, molecular function: GTPase activator activity; guanyl-nucleotide exchange factor activity. The record is from RefSeq and is a predicted model, not a curated record.